AAGAAAGAUAUUACACAGGAAGUCUCUCAAAAUCUUCCACCAAUCUCUUCUUUCCUCCUGGAAUUCUCCUUGGCUCAUCUUGGAAGCAAGAAGAAACCAAGCCUUCCUUCUCUCUUCAUCUUCGUCAUCAUCAUCAUCUUCUUGCAGGGAAAAAGGCUUAAUUUUCCGAUAUGCAACAAGGAGAUUACAGUUCCUACUAUCACCAAUAUCCUCACCUUCAAUACCCUAACCCUAAUCCCAAUCCGACGGCCGAUCUUCAUCCAAGCUCUUACGCCUCAGCACCUCCGUUUACAACAAGUUACUCUCCCUCCGAUUAUUCGUCUUAUACCCAAAAUUACCCUCCUUACUCUCAAAAUCAUGAUCCUCCUGCACCUCCCACGGCUCCUAUGACAACUCCAACUCCAACUCCAAACCCUAAUUCACUUUCUUCAUUCAAUCCCAUCCCUCCACAACAACCACUACAAUUCUCUCCUUACGAUUCACAUGUUCCGUACCAACCGACACCGACACCGACCACGCAACAACAGCAACCACAACCACCGGCUGCUUAUUUCCCGCCGUUUGAUCAGCAUCAGACGCCUUCCAGUUACGCUCCCCAAAAUAAUAAUCUCAAUUCGUCUUACUCCUCGAUGUACUCCGCCCCCUUCAGCAACGUAGGUUCAUCCGUGCCGCCAAUGUAUGAGAACCCGUACGAGAAUUCUAAUUCGAUGAAAUUUGAUUCUGGUGGUGGUUACGUCGACGAUAAAUACGGGGGUUACAACCGAAGCCGUUCUGAUUUGGGCUCGGAUCUUUAUGGAAAGCGACCAGAAAGCAAUAAUUUUUCGCGGUAUGAUAUUGGGCGAGAUGAUUUGUAUGGGGAUGGUGUGUUUGCGUAUAAUGGGGGCAAGGUGGAACCAUACGGGGCUCGUGGCACGAUCCCAAAGUCAUCAACAUCUACUUUGUUUGAUGAUUACGGGCGGUCCAUUAGUCUGCCGACUGGGAAGGAUUCACACUCAUCAGUCAGCUCAGGUUCGAGUAAGAUCGUGAGAGCAGUACCCAAAGUGGAAACGCAGCAGGAUGUGAAGAGUGGAGUUCAGAAGUUUAGAGUAAAACUUUUACCUGAAAGUGGCGGCCAGAGUACCAUGGAUGUGCUCUGCCAGAUUGGCUUGGAUGGAAUUCGUAUGCUUGAUCCCAGUACUAGCCGGACAUUGAGAAUAUACCCUCUUGAGAAUAUUACAAGAUGUGAACUGGCUGAUUCUUCUACCUUAGCAUUUUGGUCAAAGAGCUCUGUUGACAUUGAACCAAGACGGAUCAGAUUGCAAUCAAACAGUUAUACUACAAAUACUCUUCUGGACACGGUGACAGCUGCAACUGUACAGCUGAAGGAGAUGGGUGGAAGAAGCAGGCCUUCUGACACCUUGAAGACGGCUGAACAGCCUGUGGAGAAAAAGAAAGGGUUAGCAGAUUGGAUGAACAUAAUAAAACCUGGGAAUGAAGAGAAAGAACAUUGGGUCCCUGAUGAAGCAGUUUCUAAGUGUACAGCGUGUGGCACAGAUUUUGGGGCUUUUGUGCGAAAGCAUCAUUGCAGGAACUGUGGUGAUAUUUUCUGUGACAAGUGCACAUAUGGUAGAAUUGCUCUUACUGCUGAUGAGAAUGCUCAGCCAGUUCGAGUGUGUGACAGAUGCAUGGCUGAAGUGACUCAAAGGCUAAGUAAUGCUAAAGAAGCAGCUAACAAACCUUCAUUGCAGAGUCAUGAGGAUCUUGCCAGGAAACUUCAGGAGGAAAUGGAGAGAAAUCGCAGGGCAACAUCAGGUUCCAAGACAGAUGGAUCUGGGAGACGGAUGAGGGAAGUUGCUUGUCCUAUUUGCACUGUCCACUUGCAGGUCCAGGUUCCCAGCACAGGUUCUGAGACAAUUGAGUGUGGGGUUUGCCAGCAUCCUUUCCUUGUGAGUGCUCAUUGAUUACAAUGCCUCAUUCCACUGAUGGAGGGUCUCAAAUGUCUGUCUGUGGAUAAUAUCUCUGUUUUAUUUUAUUUACUUGUUCGGUUUAGGGUUAACAAUAAUUUGGAUUAGCAUGUAUAUCAUCUUUUCUUGGUUUGUUCCAAUGAACUCUAUUGACCAGAUGCCUUUCUGUGUCAUCUUUUGUGUGCAUAUGGAGUUCAUAUAAGUUCCAUUUAGUUGUCUGUUUAUAAAACAAAGAGUUAAUUUACAGAGGAAUGUAACUAUUGUUUUUAUGGUCUC
Molecule: messenger RNA, 2219 nt
Organism: Mangifera indica (mango)
Lineage: Eukaryota; Viridiplantae; Streptophyta; Magnoliopsida; Sapindales; Anacardiaceae
Product: protein FREE1-like
Exons: 10
Coding region: 171-1940 (589 amino acids)
Biological process (GO): intralumenal vesicle formation; multivesicular body assembly
Cellular component (GO): ESCRT I complex; late endosome membrane
Molecular function (GO): ubiquitin binding; metal ion binding
Source: RefSeq, a predicted model, not a curated record